UUCGAAGGAAAGUAACGGCGCGUUAUUAACGGGAGAAUUGGUUAAUGUAAAUUGACAAAAUGUAUACUGUUACAUGUAUCGCACCUGUCAAUAUUGCUGUUUUAAAGUAUUGGGGUAAAAAAGAUGAAGAAUUAAUAUUACCAGUAAAUGAUUCUAUUAGUGCUACCUUGGACACUGAUCAUUUAUUUACAAAAACUACUGUAAUGACAAGUGAAAAUUUUAAAGAGGACCGUAUGUGGCUGAAUGGACAAGAAGAAAAUAUGGAGAACUGUAGAUUGCAGCGUUGUUUAACAGAGAUUAGGAAAAGGGCAAAACAUUCCAAACAUCUUCAAUGGAAAAUUCAUAUUUGUUCAGAAAACAAUUUUCCAACUGGAGCUGGUCUAGCUUCUAGUGCAGCAGGUUAUGCUUGUCUUGUACUGGCUCUAGCUAAAUUAUACGAGAUAAAAGGUGAACUUUCUUCAAUAGCCCGUAUUGGUUCUGGAUCAGCAUGCCGCAGUGUUAUAGGAGGUUUUGUAAAAUGGUCUAUGGGGUCUUUACCAGAUGGUUCUGAUAGUAUAGCAAAACAAAUUGUACCUGCUUCUCACUGGCCGGAAAUGAGAGUUAUAAUAUUAGUUCUUGAUGACACAAGAAAAAAAGUUCCAAGUUCAAUUGGAAUGAGAAGAAGCAUGGAGACAUCUGAUAUGUUAAAAUUAAGGAUAAACUAUGUUGUAUCUGAUAGAGCGAAAAGAAUUGAACGUGCAAUUAUUGAAAAAGAUUUUGAAACAUUUGCUAUAUGUACCAUGAAAGAUUCAAAUCAAUUGCAUGCAAUAUGCAUGGAUACAUAUCCACCACUUUUCUAUAUGAAUGAAGAAUCACGUGCUAUUGUUGAUCUUGUUCAUACAUAUAAUGAAACUGUUAAAAAAGUACAGGUUGCAUAUACCUUUGAUGCAGGACCAAAUGCAGUUUUGUAUCUUUUGGAGGAAAAUGUGCCAGAAUUUUUAGGAGUAUUACUUUAUGCUUAUCCAGAAAUUGGUAAAAUAGAAUAUUGCAAAGGACUACCAAGAGAUAAUAUUUUAAUUUCACAAGAAUUAAAUAAAGCCAUGAAUAUAAAACCCCAUGAAAUAAGCCCUCCAGUACGUAUUAAAUGUAUGAUUCAUACUAAACUUGGAGAUGGUCCGAAGUACAUAAUACAACCUGAGAAUCACCUUUUAAAUCAAAAAGGACUGCCCAUUAAUCAUGUCUAA
Messenger RNA from Eufriesea mexicana, 1223 nucleotides. It is a transcript of the gene Mvd, whose product is annotated as mevalonate diphosphate decarboxylase. The record is from RefSeq and is a predicted model, not a curated record. Gene Ontology annotation, biological process: isopentenyl diphosphate biosynthetic process, mevalonate pathway; isoprenoid biosynthetic process. The transcript is spliced from 9 exons. The coding region runs from base 60 to 1223 and encodes 387 amino acids. Gene Ontology annotation, cellular component: cytosol. Gene Ontology annotation, molecular function: diphosphomevalonate decarboxylase activity. NCBI's taxonomy places the organism in Eukaryota, Metazoa, Arthropoda, Insecta, Hymenoptera, Apidae.